This is a messenger RNA of Symbiodinium pilosum, 201 nucleotides long. The record is from the annotation of a GenBank genome assembly. Lineage: Eukaryota; Dinophyceae; Suessiales; Symbiodiniaceae.
AUGGCUUUGCGAGUUGGAGCCUCGAAGGUUGGCUUUGCAGGUGGCGGCGGCUUUGGCGGGACCGUCGUGCGCUACGGGCUCUCCUUGAUCCACGGCUACUGCUUCGGCUACUGCGUCUACGUCUUGGCCGUGAAGCCCACCUUCAUUCAGACACGCCUGGCCGUGCUGGAUAUGUUCCCAAGCCUGAAGUCGGACGACUGA